Messenger RNA from Rhinocladiella mackenziei CBS 650.93, 1452 nucleotides. RefSeq lists its product as uncharacterized. The transcript has a single exon. The record is from RefSeq and is a predicted model, not a curated record. The coding region runs from base 1 to 1452 and encodes 483 amino acids. NCBI's taxonomy places the organism in Eukaryota, Fungi, Ascomycota, Eurotiomycetes, Chaetothyriales, Herpotrichiellaceae.
AUGGUACGCUCCUUCCCAUAUGAAUACGUUCGUGGCUCAUUAAAAAUAGGCAACCGUUCCUUCCGUCCCACGGCUCGCCUACCAUUUUCACUUUCUAAAUCUGAACCCAAAACAAAGACGUCCGCCAUCACUACUCAGCCCAAGAAUACGAAUCUAUCUCGAAGGUUGAGACAAGAUCACCCGUCAGGUUGCCCUUCACAAUUCUCUGCAGACAAAAUUAAGGAGACCGACCCGUACAGAAUCAAACUGCUUUGGCGAGAAGUCAUGGCACCCAAGACGCCCUCAUACGCACGCCAAACGAGAUCCAGCAAUUUAAAGAGUCGGAAUCCCUCAAACACGCCUGGUCAGACAGAAGAGACUGUGACAAAUAAGACCUCGGACAUUUUCUCGACACCUAUCCCUAACAAGGAUACUCCCAGAAAGCAGACAGUCAAAAAUGCCACAGUUCGAGACGUUGACUUCGAAGAGACGCAGUUGAUUCCGCGCGGAGUUGAGAUACUCAAUUCGCAUCAGAACAUCGUGACAGGAGCUCACGCUUAUUUCAACUCCGACACACCUCCGGACCCAGCCCAAUCACGCGAAUUCUACCUAUCCGUCAUUCAAACAGCCCUUGCAGGAAGAGUUGAACGGGACAUAGACAAUUCGAUAUUCUUGCCAACGGACGCCAACUUUAUCAAGUCUGUGCGCAGAGCGUAUCGCAGAAUGGGAGAUGAAUACGUUUCGGAAGCUGAGUUCAAGGUAUUUGCUUGGCAGAAUCUGUUCAUCGGGCAGCACGUCGUCUUAAUGGAUGAUACUGAAAGGCAGCUUUGCGCUGUACGACUUGUGGAAAUAUCGUUGAAGCCUUGCGAAAGUCGCGGCCGACGUGUGUGGUUUGAACCUCCACUCCUCUCUUCGAAUCAACCUCCAAAACCCUUUAGCUUCGACAUUUCCUCCGAUAGUCAAUUCUGGCUUUCCGACAAGAUUUUAAAUGCCGACUAUCGAAGACAUACCAAGUCAGCCGUGCAUUGCAAGUCCUGGGGUACAUUUUGUCCCUAUUUAUCGAUCGAGUUCAAAGCCACAAUUGAUGACAAACGGGUCGUGGGGAACCAGAUAGCUACCGCUGGACUGAUUUCCUUGUUCAAUCGAUACCAGUUGAAGCUUGACGCCGCUUUUCAGCCCACUCCAGAGCAAUUGAGACUGGUUCGCCAUUACGGAUUGACGAUGGAGAAAGAAAUAUGGACAGUAUGGCUCUUUGAACCAAAAACAACCGAUGGGGCUUGGGCCGGCUGCACAAUACAAGUACUUGAAACCGGGACUUGUCUGAAGGAAGGGGACAUUGUGGGAUUACUUCAAUGGAUCAACGAAAUUCAUCGGUGGGGCCUUUGUGAGUACGCUCUCGGAUGUGAGGAGGAUAUCAAACAGAUUCUGAGCAGAGGUACCAGCAACCUCAGAAUCUCCACGAUAGGGUCCUGA